Micropterus salmoides (largemouth bass) is the source of this 2782-nucleotide messenger RNA. RefSeq names its product opsin 4xb (gene opn4xb). The record is from RefSeq and is a predicted model, not a curated record. Gene Ontology annotation, cellular component: membrane. Gene Ontology annotation, biological process: G protein-coupled receptor signaling pathway; visual perception. Lineage: Eukaryota; Metazoa; Chordata; Actinopteri; Centrarchiformes; Centrarchidae. The transcript has 9 exons. Gene Ontology annotation, molecular function: G protein-coupled receptor activity. Bases 1 to 1665 code for a protein of 554 amino acids.
AUGUGGUCCACUGAGAGCAUGGAGCCAGAGAAAGCACACACCCAGAGCAGCUUCUUCAGCAAAGUGGAUGUGCCCAGCUAUGCUCAUUACAUUGUCGCCCUGUUUGUUUUUGUCAUCGGGACACUGGGCAUCACUGGCAACGCGCUGGUUAUGUUCGCCUUCUAUAGCAACAAGAAGCUUCGUAACCUGCCUAACUACUUCAUCAUGAACCAGGCGGUCAGUGACUUCCUCAUGGCUUUCACACAGUCCCCCAUCUUCUUCAUCAACUGUCUCUACAAGGAAUGGGUGUUUGGAGAGAUGGGCUGCAAGAUGUAUGCGUUCUGUGGCGCCUUGUUUGGCAUCACCUCCAUGAUAAACCUACUGGCCAUCUCUAUCGACCGCUACAUCGUGAUCACCAAGCCUCUGCAGGCCAUUCACUUGAGCUCCAAAAGAAGAACCACCGUGGCCAUCCUCAUGGUCUGGCUUUACUCUUUGGCCUGGAGUCUGGCUCCUCUAGUUGGCUGGAGCUCCUAUAUCCCAGAGGGCCUGAUGACAUCUUGUACAUGGGAUUAUGUCACAUACACAUUGGCCAAUAGGAGCUACACGAUGAUGCUGUGCUGCUUCGUCUUCUUUAUUCCACUAGGAAUCAUCUUUUACUGCUAUCUCUUUAUGUUUCUUGCGAUAAGAAAGACCAGCAGGGAAGUGGAACGUCUUGGGACUCAGGUGCGGAAAUCCACCCUGAUCCAGCAGAAGUCCAUCAGGAGCGAGUGGAAGUUGGCAAAGAUUGCCUUUGUCGUCAUUGUGGUUUAUGUCCUCUCCUGGUCACCAUACGCCUGUGUCACAAUGAUUUCCUGGGCCGGCCAUGCCAACAUCCUGUCACCAUACUCAAAGGCUGUCCCUGCAAUCAUAGCAAAAGCCUCCGCCAUCUACAAUCCUUUCAUCUAUGCUAUCAUACACAACAAAUACAGGAUGACUCUGGCAGAGAAGUUUCCCUUCCUGUCGUUUCUGGCUCCCACUCCUCGAAAGGAAUGCAUCUCCUCCUCCAUCAGUGAGUCCUCUUUCAGGGACUCCAUCAUUAGCAGACAAUCAACAGCAUCAAGGACUCACUUUAUUACAGCUUCCUCCAACUCCACUGGCAUGUUAUUGAGGGAUGUAGAGAUGGAGACUUUGGGAAGAAACUCAGGUGAUUCCUUCAGGAGCAUGUCAUCGUACAGAGGCAGAGGGAGGUCCUAUAGGAAGGAAUUAGAGCGGAAGACCACCAAGACCAACGCAGCAGUCAAGCAUCCAUCUACCAUGAGUGAAUCAUUGAGUACCUGUGAACAUGAACUGGUUUCCACCUCUCUCAACAUCGCCACUCUCCCCCUACUAGUUCUUACCAGGAGGCGAAGCCAGAGUUUGACCAAUGAGAUUUUUGAUGCAGGGGAGGAGAAAGGCAGCAUCAGUGAUAGGCUGAGCAGCCACAAGAGUGCCUCUUUCCAUUCCCUGAAUCUGGGAAAAAUCCCAUCCGCUGAUCCCGGGUCGCCUCAGGGUGUUCCACGCAUAAUCGUCAUCAGUCCCACGUCUGAAAGCAGUCUCAUGAACCAUGACAGUGUCUGCUUAGAAGAGAGUGAAGAAGAAAGCGAAAACUAUUUUGUGAGCCUAAACUUCUCCUCAGAAGUCUUUGAGGCAGUGGAGCUACUCUCUUGACCAGCUGGACAAUAACAACCCCUAUACUCUGCAGAAGCUAAAUUAUUUAUUAUGAUUUUGGACCACAGACCACACCAUACUCUCCUCUCCAAGCCAAGACUUGUUUUGGAUGUAGACGCAUCCACUGAAAUUAAUCAUUUACAAGCUGUUUCUGAGCCUGAUGACUCAUACUGUAUUGUAAAUCAAAGUUAUGCCACUCUGCUGCUUAGAUAACUGCAGUGCAGAAGAAAUGUUGGUAUGGCAAAUGAAACAAUAUGACCUGGUUCUGGUAUGCAGUGUUUGUCAGACUUUAGCAGGGACAGGGGUGCCCUGAGGGGCAGCAGGGGUUACAGGAUAUUUUUGUUAGAUCCCUCAAAAAUGACAAGUGUAACAACAUAUUUUCAUGAGCUUGACAGCCUGGAUUCCUAGAUUCUUAGUAUUCCAGCUAAAGUCCAUGAAACUGUGAUGUAACGUUGAGCUGAAAUUUUAAUUAAUUUAGGCCCACAUUAUGGAUUCUCCGCUGGAGACUGAAACCAGGACAUCUGCCUACUGCCAAAGUGUUGUUACCAGUGGUAUGAGUGAGCUUCAAAGUCCAAUUAUAGGAAGGAAGCACCAGUAAAGUAGAUUUACAUACACAUAUGACCAAAGAUGUUCACUGAAGACUGUGUUCAUUUUUUAUUAUUAUUAUUAUUAUUUGAUGGUACAGACAACAAAGUUGCUCCAGUCAAUACUCCUCUUUUACCUAAAUGGCUAAAUGUGUAUUCCUAAAUAUUGUAAUCCCCCCACUAAGACUAAUUUGCAGCAUACUGUAGCAGUUACUGCAAGUACAAAAUUAGGGCCAAUGUGGCAUCCUGACUUGAUUCACAAACAUGAUUAAUCUUUGGUAUAUUUAUGUUUAUCGUCUGCGUUUAAACAUUUCAUACUCGUGCACCUGUUCGUUUUAUAACUUCAAACAUCAUGGGGCAACAAUGGUGUUGAAAUGUUGAAGUAGCACUAUUUCAUGUUAGCUGAUGUGCUUAUUAACUGUUCUGAAUCCACCUUAUUAAAAUCUUAAUUUCUUCAAUAUCUCCACAUGCAUGGCAACUACAAAAUGUUUAAAGAAAAAUAUUUUGGCUAUGGCAAAUAAACUAUGGCUAAU